GGCCACAAUCUUAUCAGCGCCUCUGUAGAAAAGAGAUGGAUUGGAUCUUCCGGUUUAUCUCCCUGACACCGCAGGGUCUGAAUGAAUCCCUGGAAUAUACUAGUUAUUAAUCCAGUUAUUUCACAUUAAAUCCCAGUGACCGAGAUACAAUCAAAGAAAUUAUACAGAAACAUUACCCAGAAGACGGAUGAGAGGAAGUGGGGGGUGUCAGAGCCGGCUGAGAUCCCGACCCUGAUAAAAUAACUGCUUCUACAAAGCUUCUGAAGAUCACAGGAGCCUCCUGCCUUUCUGUGCAGGACUCUCUUCUUUUUAGAGCCAAUGGUCCUUUCCAUGAAGAACCCACCAAGGAUGGAGAAGGACAGAGACCACAUGGCUGCAAGGAUAUUAGACCUCACCCUGGAGAUCAUCUCCUUGAUAACUGGAGAGGAUUACACAGUAGUGAAGAAGUCGUCUGGUGAGUGUGUGACACCCCGUGUGUCAGGAGGAUGGAGCAGGACCCAGAGCCCCAUCACCGAGCCUCCACCUCAUUCCCUGAUACAUGAGCAGAAGAUCCUAGAACUUACCACCAGGAUCACUGAGCUGCUGAGCGGAGAGGUUCCUAUAAGGUGUCAGGAUGUCGCUGUCUAUUUCUCCAUGGAGGAGUGGGAGUAUUUAGAAGAACACAAGGAUCUGUACAAGGACGUCAUGAUGGAGAAUCACCAGUCCCUCACAUCACCGGAUGGAUCCAGUCAGAGAAAUCCACCAGAGAGAUGUCCCAGUCCUCAGUAUUCCCAGGACUGUCCAGGGGAGAAACCAAAUAUCCCACUGGAUCAUCAGGAAAGUUCUGGUGAAACGACGAGUGGACUUGAACAACCCAUCUCAGUGUCUGUGAAUGUGGAAGACGGGAUGAGCGACUCCUAUAGACAUCUCCAUUUAUCUUCCCAUCAUGAAGCAGUAGAUAACAAUACCACACAAGAUGAUUCAAUAACUCCUAAUGUACCCUCAGUCCUUCACAGCAGAGAUCUAUCCACUGAUACCGCUGGUCACAAGAAACCUUCAUCCAAGCAAUUACUGAUUGGUAAAACAAGAAGUAAACAGAAAUGUGGGAACAUUUUUUCUAGUGAGAAACGUUUUAAAAAGAAAUGUAAUAGAGAUAAUGGGCCAUUUUCAUGUCUUGAAUGUGGAAAAUCUUUUAGCAUGAAAUCUAUUCUAGUUAAACAUCAGAGAACUCACACAAGGGAGAAUCCAUAUUCAUGUCCUGAAUGUGGGAAAGGCUUUAUCAAUCAAUCAACUUUUAUUCAACAUCAGAGAACUCACACAGGGGAGAAGCCAUAUUCAUGCCCAGAAUGUGGGAAAUGUUUUAGUCUGAAAAUGUGUCUUGUUGGACAUCAGAGAACUCAUACAGGGGAGAAGCCAUUUUCAUGUCUUGAAUGUGGAAAUUGCUUUAGUCGGAAAUCAAGUCUUGUUGCCCAUCAGAGAAUUCACACAGGGGAGAAUUCAUUUUCAUGUCUUGAAUGUGGAAAGUGCUUUAGUUGGAAAUCAGGUCUUGUUGCCCAUCAGACAACUCACACAGGGGAGAAGUCAUUUUCAUGUCUUGAAUGUGGAAAGUGCUUUAGUCGGAAAUCAAAUCUUGUUGCCCAUCACAGAACUCACACAGGAGAGAAGCUGUAUUCAUGUCCUGAAUGUGGGAAAGGCUUUAACAGUCAACAUAAUUUUACUAAGCAUCAGAGAACUCACACAGGAGAGAAGCCAUUUUCAUGUUCAGAAUGUGGGAAAAGUUUUAGUCAAGAAUCAGAUCUUGUUAGACAUCAGAGAACUCACACAGGGGAGAAGCCAUUUUCAUGUUCAGAAUGUGGGAAGUGUUUUCGUGUGAAGUCAUUUCUUAUACGACAUCAAAGAAUUCACACAGGGGUGAAGCCAUUUUCAUGUUCAGAAUGUGGGAAAUGUUUUAGUCAAAAAUCACAUCUUGUUAGACAUUAUAGAACUCACACAGGGGAGAAGCCAUUUAUGUGUCUUGAAUGUGGUAAGUAUUUUGGUGCGAAAUCAAUGCUUAUAAGACAUGUAAGAAGUCAUAUAUAAGAGAGAGAAGCCAUUUUCAUCUUCAUGUUGAGGAACAUGAAAGACUCCACUUAGAGGAGAAUCUAUUUUCAUGUUCACAAUGUGGGAAAUGCUUUAAGACUCAAACAAGUUUUUUUCGGCAUCAGAGAACCCAUACAGUGGAGAAGCUAUUUUCAUGUCUUGAAUGUGGAAAGUGCUUUGGUCUGAAAUCAUAUUUUGUUACACAUCAGAGAACUCACAUAGGAGCACAUCAGAUAACUGAAAUAGAAGAGAAGCCAUUUAUGUGUCUUGAAUGUGGGAAGUAUUUGACGGUGAGAUUAAGUCUUAACUAUCAUCUAAGAAGUCACACAGGUGAGAAGCCAUUUUCAUGUCUUGAAUGCGGGAAAUGUUUUGGUCAGAAAUCACAUCUUGUUAGACAUCAGAGAAGUCACACAGGGGAGAAGCCAUUUAUGUAUUCUGAAUGUGGGAAGUUUUUUGGUGUGAAAUCAGUGCUCAUAAAACAUCUAAGAAGUCACACAAGAGGGAAUCCAUUUUAACGCUCAGAAUGUGGAAAACGUUUUAGCCAGAAAUCAAAUUUUGUGAAACAUCUAAGAACCCACUUAGGAGAGAAGCCAUUUUCAUUUCUUGAAUGCGGUAAAUCUUUUGCUAUAAAGCAAUUCUACUUAGACAUCAGAGAACUCACACAAGGGAGAAGCCAUUUUCAUGUUCAGAAUGUGGGAAAUGUUUCACCUGUCAAGCAAGUGUUUUUUGACAUCACAGAACUCACAACCCAUAUGAGAAGCCAUAUUUAUGUGGGAAGUCUUUUAUUCAGAUAUCAAGUCUUGCUAAACAUGAGAGAAUUCACUUAGAAGAGAAGCCAUUGUAAUUUUCAGAUUGUAAGACAAGGGAGAG
This is a messenger RNA of Bufo bufo (common toad), 2928 nucleotides long. Its product is annotated as oocyte zinc finger protein XlCOF22-like. The record is from RefSeq and is a predicted model, not a curated record. Lineage: Eukaryota; Metazoa; Chordata; Amphibia; Anura; Bufonidae. Gene Ontology annotation, molecular function: DNA-binding transcription activator activity, RNA polymerase II-specific; RNA polymerase II cis-regulatory region sequence-specific DNA binding. The transcript has 7 exons. The coding region runs from base 319 to 2058 and encodes 579 amino acids. Gene Ontology annotation, biological process: regulation of transcription by RNA polymerase II. Gene Ontology annotation, cellular component: nucleus.